Dentiscutata erythropus is the source of this 234-nucleotide messenger RNA. The record is from the annotation of a GenBank genome assembly. NCBI's taxonomy places the organism in Eukaryota, Fungi, Glomeromycota, Glomeromycetes, Diversisporales, Gigasporaceae.
UUAACAAUGCAAACACAUUCUUUCGAACUCUUUCCUGAUCGUGGGUUAAUUCACAUUUUCUUAUUUAGUGAAGUAAAAAAUUCAUCCGAAUUAAGAAAACGGUUAUUAUCUCACGAUACGGAGUUAUCUUAUGCUUUCAUUAAUGCUCGAAUCAAUGAAGCAUUAAGAAGGUUUGGAAUUUCCGAUGAUUCAACUAACAUUAUUGUUGUUAAAGUUGGAGGAGAAGCUAAUGAG